ACAAAGAUCAAUCCAUGGUGACGUCACUGCAUACGCAAAUCCAACUACCGGAUCAUGUAAAUUUAGGUAAAUAUAAGUGAUUAAACUGAAAAUUAGCCACUGGCUGACAAUUUGUAGAUCGCUGAAGAUGGUACAGUCAGGUGAAAAUGACGUCGGUGCGAACCCUGUUGCUUAAUUUUGAUUUUGGCUUCUUGUGCUGAUGUAUGCCGUGUGUUUGUUUUUGAUAACCGUAAGUGUCGCGGUGUGUGUGAAUGGAGGGCAGUUUAUUUUUCUACGGAGGGUAUAAUCGGUUCUCGGUGACUGACGAAUCACUACCAAACAGAACAUCAACAUAGAAUAAAAAAAAAAAUGCAACCGCCCCAUACGGCCAUACUUUACUGUAGCCUCCAGUAAGCCGUUUGACUUUCAGCUCCGCGGUCACCUCACCACCACCUCAUGCACUGUGGGUCCCGCAACAUGCCUACAAAUGCAGAAGCUGACCUCCGCGCCCCGGCAUAGCGUCGUAGUCCUAGUCACCGCGUUCGCUUCCCGAGCACGCAACCAUGGCUCGACUGUCAGCCACCGCCGCGCUCCUCCUCCUCGUCCUCUCCCUCCUCGCCGUCGCGCACUGCGGUGCCCUCGCAGUCGCAGCAGAGCACGACACCGAGCCCGAAUCAACCGCCGCCGUGGCCGUCAGCGACGACAACGUGCUAUCCGACCCCACGGUCCACGCUGAGGCGGGCACCGCCAGCGCCACUGAAGAGGAGGCCAUCCCGGCGGAGCAGCAGCAGCAUGGGUUCGAACUCCUCCGCCUGCCUUCUCACCGGCUCCACCACCACCACCACCUCUGGUUGAAACGCCACCACGGGAUCUACCGUGACGCGUCGCACAAGUUCCCUUGUUCUGGCCACGGCGCGAGGCGCGAGCAGGCAGUGAGCCACCUUGCCAUCUUGCCCGCAUCCGCAGAGGUGGCCAGGGAGGCGGGGGAGGAGAUGCCCGUGGCCGAGCCGGACCCGGAUCGCUCUCUCCCGGACAGCGACGGAGAGGGGGAGGUGGCUAUUACAAGCGAGCAGCCGUCGCCGUUCGCCGACGCCGACGGGCACGACGACGAGAGCGCGGCGGCAGUCAGGGCGUGGAAGCACGAGAUGCUGCGGAGGUGGUUCCGCUUCCACUUCCACCACGACAUGCGCCGCCACCGUCUCCACCACGUCCAACACGAGGAGGAGGAGGAGGAGGCUACCACCGCCCCACAGACGACAGAGAGCAUGGGCAUGAAGCGGCACCGGUUCCACUUCCACCACCACCACGACGAGGACGAGGAGAAGAAUAUGGCGGCGAGGAAGCGGCUCCGCCACGCUGAUGAGCACGACGAGGACAGCGACGACGAGGAGGAUGAGCAAAUGGAAGAGAUGGUCCGGCGGUUCAGGAAGGCGAUCAUGAGGAGGAGAUUCGGCCACGGCCACGGCCAUGGACGCCGUUCCCGCUUCUUCCACCACAUCGUCCACCGCCACGCCGAGGAGGCCAAGAAGCAGGCAGAUGUUGAAGAAGAGGAGAGCGGUGUCCUGGCCUGGAUCAAGGGCCUCAUGAACCGGUUCUAGAGCUGCCUCAUUCGAGCGAUCCGUCCACUCACAGUCACAGCCAUGGCUGCUUGCCUUUUUACUAUGAGAACGUAUCUUGUGCGCAAGGAGCGUUGGUGCUCCCAUGAGCAAAAUCAAUCCAGACCACAUCCUCCACAUCCAACGGUGUUGUGUCAGGGGGGUUUUGUAAAAUGUUCUUUGCAACUCUGUACAUUUUACAAAAACCCCCUGACGCAACACCGUUGGAUGUGGAGGGUGUGGUCUGGAUUGAUUUUGCUCAUGGGAGCAGCAGAGCUCCUUGCUCAUAAGAUACGGUGUCUUUUACUAUUUGCCAUCGGCCAUCCCGCGUGCAUACUGCAGUGUCUUGGCACGGCUGAAUUUACUUGGUGUUAUUAGUGUGUUUCUAUCCACGGUGUGUCGUCUUAUAUACGCACUUGUAUUGCUAAGGGCUAGUUUGAGAGUCAUAAAACCGAAGGGGAUUGUAGGAGCACAAAUACUUUUCUUAUUAAUUUUAAAUAAGAAGGGGAUUUUCUUCACUCCAAUUUCCUCCGGUAUUUUAGCUCCCAAACUGCUAGCCCUAAGAGUUCCAAAACCAUCUCCUCUCAACUCUGAUGCUAGAUGUUUGUUUUGCCUGCCA
Messenger RNA from Zea mays, 2193 nucleotides. RefSeq lists its product as uncharacterized. The transcript has a single exon. The record is from RefSeq and is marked validated. NCBI's taxonomy places the organism in Eukaryota, Viridiplantae, Streptophyta, Magnoliopsida, Poales, Poaceae. The coding region runs from base 543 to 1577 and encodes 344 amino acids.